Molecule: messenger RNA, 4566 nt
Organism: Aspergillus pseudotamarii
Lineage: Eukaryota; Fungi; Ascomycota; Eurotiomycetes; Eurotiales; Aspergillaceae
Exons: 7
Coding region: 1-4566 (1521 amino acids)
Molecular function (GO): protein binding
Source: RefSeq, a predicted model, not a curated record
AUGGAUAUUGGAGGCGAUAAGGGAAAGUCAACGAAAAAGUGGAAUCUAAAAGGAUGCUUCAGAGGACUAACCAACCGAUGGAAGACCAAAAAGGAAACAAAACUUCGCCCUCGAGCACCGGCUCCUCGGAAUACUUCAGAAAAUGACCAACCCUCCAUCCCGGACGUGCCCCUAAAUACGACACCCGCUUUAGAGAAAAGUAAAACAGCGAUAGGGGAAACAGUGGCCGUCGCGGACCUAUGGCAGGAAGCCUUGACCAAUGUGCAGCAGUCCGACGACUGGAAGGCUGACCGGGAAGAGUACGAAGCCACACUGAACGAAUGCCGUAAAGUCAAUCACGACACCCUCGCCCAGAGCAAUAGGUCAUUGGCGGACGCUAUAUCACACCGCCUAAGCACGAUCUGUAAUGAGGUUUCAGGGAAACAAUGGGUCUUUCGGGAUCCCGUCAACACUGUGGUUGCUUUAGACCCGACCAACGCCUCCGCCAUUAUCUGGGGAUUUAUCCAAUUCUUCGUCGGUCGCGUGAUUGCAAGCAGCGAAACACGAGAUCUCGCAUUGGAUCAAGAGCCAGUGGCACAUCUCACCAGCCGAUGCGCUCUAAUUGAGAGGUGCUACAUCUACCAGGAGCGACUGGAGCCUUCGGUGUCGAUCUUGCUGCGCAAGCGGCUCGUCAGCGUCUACACCACCAUUCUCCUCUACCAGUUUGCAGUGUAUGGAUAUAUGAAGAAGGGGAAGAUCACCCACGGUAUUCAGAGCCUUGUUCCGAUCAUCCCCGUGGCGAAUGAAGAGCUACUGCUCGGCAUGGACGAGAAACUCCAGCCGCUGAGCAAGAUAGGUGGCCAGGUGCAGCAGGUCUUGGAUUUAGUAAGAGGCAUGGAGGAGACUGAGUAUUCAGAGGUCUUAAAGUGGAUCUCUCCAAUCCUCCAUAUGGAUCACCAUAAUCAGAUCAAGCCAAUGGAGGAGACGGGAAAAUGGCUCCUUGAACACCCCAAUUUUGUAUCCUGGCGCGAAUCACAUCAAUCAGGUCUUCUCUGGUUGCGCGGAAAUAUGGGCACGGGGAAGUCAAAUCUCGCCUCGAUGUUUGUUUCCCAUAUCCUGAAACAAGACCAUCUCGAGGAGAGUGCUCUCGAUGAGGAACGACUCGCUUUUUUCUAUAUUGACAGGACAAGCCGCGCGCGGCAAGCAGGAUCAGUGGAUGAUAUACUUCGAUCGCUCCUCAAGCAACUAACGAUCACAUGUGCAAAUGCCCUAUUUAAACCAGUCGUUGCCAAAUACAAGGCCCUGCAUGAUACCUCAAGUCUGCAUCGAGAUGAUUGCGUCUCCCUGCUCCAACUAAUCAUCCAGGCAAAUCGACAGGUGUCUUUCGUGAUAGAUGCAGUUGAUGAGCUGGAUGACGCCAGUCUCAUAGCUAAUCUAGUAAAAGAAUUAAAAGGUCUCAUAGACAGCUGCCAAGGAACAAUUGUGAAAAUCUUUAUUACGAGCAGAAACGAUAUGAAAGUAUUUCUACCGAUGAACCGAAUGUGGGAAGAUCGCCGCGAAAUUCCGGUUGAUGAGCUGAAUCGUGAGGAUAUUGAGAGGUUCAUUGAUAUGAAGGUCGACCGUUAUUGUGAAGAGAAGCCGUUUCGGGGUCAGCCUAUCCCCAAGAGUUACCGGAAGCUGUUGAAGGAUCGGAUGCGAGAGAAGUCUGGUGGAAUGUUUCGCUGGGUCGAUCUCUCCCUCGAGUAUUUGCGCCAACUGAAAGUAACAGACCCCAUGGCGUUGGUUGCCAAAUUAAAUUCGGUUCCCCCAGACCUCAUGGAGCUGUAUGCUAAGGUGUUUGACUCUAUCAAGAAGGCCCAAGACCCGGAUGGCCCUGACAUAGUGCGUCGAGUUUUAAGCUGGCUAAUGUACGCGCAAAAUGAUCGGCUGCUCGGUAUCGGAGGUUGGGCUGCUGAGGAUGAGAGCCCUUUCCUGGCUGCAGUCAACUAUGGUUUCGACGGCAAGCACACCGAUCUUACGGAAGAUGACAUUCAAGAAUUGUGCUCAGGAUUCGUUACGUUAGAUGAUACUACUGGGAGAUUCAGGCUCAUCCAUUUGUCUGUAAAGGAGUUCCUCCAAGAACAACCGGAAUAUACCCCUGAGGCGGGACAUGCGUUCCUAGCUGCCUCCUGUGUGGCAUACUUAAGCGAGAACUGUAUUGAGUUCCAGCCUAAUGCAUGGUCAUUGUUCGAUGAACCAGAAUAUCGCUUUAACUAUUAUGUGGGGGAGUAUUGGGCCCGUCACUGUGAUAAGGCCGAGCGUCGGCGCCACGAGCAGCCACUUGCAGGCUUGUUGGACUCCUUCUGGCCAUGGCCAGGAAGAGAAGCAAGCUCCACCUUUCACCAAGUUGUGAGCUGUUUGCAGGAACGCCAGGAGCUGUCGCGAUCAGGCGAACCCCUGAUUUACGGCGAGCUCUGCUCCUUAACUGUGAAUGACGAACCCUCGGCAUUUUUCCUCGCCUGUCAAUACGAUCUACGGGACAUUGUCGAGGCUUACUUGGAGAGUGGCCUUGACAUUAAUCGAACAGCAUCAAAUGGCUUGACUGGUUUAUUCUUUGCGUGUGUUGGUGAGAAGAUUGAUCUUGUCUCCUAUCUCCUUUCCCGAGGGAUUACUGUCUCCUGCAGCGAGGAAGAAGGUCGCCCCUCAGCCAUUUUGCCUGCUAUUUCUUUAGCCUGCUCCGGAAGAUGUGAGAUAUUGGAUCAGCUCUUAGCGCACAGUGGCGAUUAUAUUACAGAGUCGGAGCUAAAAUAUUGCUUGUCUACACUAGCAAGGGGGAAAUCUUCCCCCACAUUUAGACUAGAUCAGAGUGCCGCUGGGGACAUAUGGAGCAUAAAAUAUGUUGAGGAAACAUUGGAAAAACUCAUAUCCCACAUGUCUGCAUUCCACAUUACUAACUCAAUAGCAGAAGGCAUGUUUGGCUGUGGAGUCAAGGUAACCCGGCUGCUUCUUUCGCACAAUCCGUCUUUUCAGCUGACCGAUGAAACCCUGAAAUCUCUGGUGACAAAAUGUGAGAGCUUGGAAGAAGCCAUCGAUAUUUUUAAGGUAUUACACUCUUUCGGCCACAGACCGCUUGAUCAGCAGGAGUUCCACCUUGUCCUGAGCACUUGCCGAGGGUGGUCGGCUAAAACUCCUCUGCUAAGCUACUUUCUUGAGCUGAAUUCGACCAUAUCCAUAUCAUUGGACGCGGCACUCGUGGCAACGAGAAACUAUUACUCUGCAUAUACCGUAGUGCAGGCUUUGUUCGAACUGAAUCCAUUUAUGCCCGUUAAUGGGGAGGUGCUCAUGCAAGCUAUGACGACCUGCUAUGACAAAGGGGCGCUGCUGCAGCUCUUGUUGCACCAUGCCCAAUCGCUGCAAGUCACAUCUAAACACAUUCAGGUGGCAGUCGAACUCGAUACUGGUAGGUCCAUUGAGGCCGCCAUGGUCCUCCUGGACAACAGCCGGCACUUAGAAGUGACAGAUGAGGUGCUGAAUGCGGCCCUCCGCAGCCGCUGUGCAACAAAGGAUCUCUUGGAACGCUUGAUCAGUCAAAUGCCCUCAGUCGAAUUGACCACAGGCCUUGUGACCCUAAUAGAAAAUCCGAACAAUCACGUGGUUCUCAAAACUGUGAUAGCCUCAAAUCCACCAGAGCGAAUUACGGAAGACUUAGUACGAGCUGCGACGAACAAUGACUGUGUCAGCACCGAGACUUUACAGGAGCUUCUGAAACGAGCCCCAGCAGGAAUCUCCCUUCCUGAGGUGACAAUCGAGCAUCGAUGGCCAGAGGUUCCUCUUUCCGAGACUUGCCUGAAGAACGCCAUAGGCAAUGAGGAGAGACUUCGAGUGAUUUUCAACGCCAGGCCGUCCUUGAAACUUGAGGACCACAUUAUACUGUCAGUGUGCAGACGUGGAAAUAGCAGGUCUCCAGCAGUGAUGCAAAUGAUCCUUGCCCGUCAACCAAACACAGCUAUCACCGAAGAGAUGAUAGACGCAGUGGUUAACUCUAGGGGCUAUUGCGAACCGGAGCUACUGGAGAUUCUGCUGUCUCAUAAUCCUCGAUUUGAGAUAUCUGAGAGCCAGCUUCUGUCGGCAAGCCGCCGGGAUUGUUACCCCAUGAGUAAUACCGGCAUGGUGAGAGCCAUUCUCACUACGCGGCCCCAUAUUCGUCUCACUCCAGAUUCAUUUGUGGAAUGUUGUGCCAAAGCCAAUAGGAGUCCCGAGUUCCUAGAUAUGAUUAUCCCAAGGCUUCAAGGCAACAUCCUAGGAGAGGAGCUAAUACUGUCGGUAACCUCUAAAUGUGUGCCGAGGGUGCUCAAAGAACUACUUUGUCAAAGGCUGUAUGCUACAAUAACUGACGCCAUCGUAGCUGAGGCGAUACACCGUGUCAAAAUAGCCAUUGGGCCGUGGGGAGAAGCAGAGUGGCUCAGUGAUAGUGCUAAGGAACUGUUUGCCAUCCUGCUGGCACGGUCAGAUUUGUCCGAGACAGAACGUCAGCAACGGAGGGACGAGUUCGACAGUGCAUGGGCAUAUAACAUGAGGGUACAAAAGCGACGCAGACAGUAUUCGUAG